Messenger RNA from Cryptomeria japonica (Japanese cedar), 1641 nucleotides. RefSeq names its product subtilisin-like protease SBT3.18. The record is from RefSeq and is a predicted model, not a curated record. Lineage: Eukaryota; Viridiplantae; Streptophyta; Pinopsida; Cupressales; Cupressaceae. Gene Ontology annotation, molecular function: serine-type endopeptidase activity. The coding region runs from base 118 to 1341 and encodes 407 amino acids. The transcript has 6 exons. Gene Ontology annotation, biological process: proteolysis.
AAAUAUUAAUCCCUCCGCAUUGACAUACAUUUUGCUGUAUUAGCGGCUUGGAGGAUGGGAUGAUUUGCAAAUUAAGGCUUGGUGCUUUGACAGAUCGGCUCUAUAUUGACAUGAAUUAUGGGAGAGGGAGUAAACACCCAACAACCAAACAGCUCAUUCAUACCACUGAUAGAUGGAGCCUCAGCCUCAAGGGAAGGAACAUGUGGAUCUCUGAAACGAAAUUUGGUUUCAAGGAAAAUAGUGCUAUGCUUUGGAACUCAUGGGAGUGACGACAGCUUCAAUGCAGCUUUUGAUGUGUACCUAGCAGGAGGGGCCGCAUUAAUUUUCUCAGAAGUGCCCACCAAAGUGGUGCCAGAGCUCUCUUUUAUACCUGUGGUGUACGUAGAUAUGAAGCAAGGGGCAAAGAUCCUUUCAUAUUACAAGUCAUCUGAGUCUCCUGUUGUUCGAAUGAGUCCAAGUAGAAGUGUUGCGGGACUUGAACCUGCGCCUGUUGUAGUCUACUUCUCCUCAAGGGGACCUAGCACACUAUCUCCGGACAUUUUGAAGCCUGAUAUAACAGCUCCAGGUGUGAACAUUCUGGCAGCAUGGCCUCCAGUGAUUCCACCUUCAGAAAUAGGAUUGGACAAACGCUCUGUGGACUACAAUUUCUUAUCAGGAACAUCCAUGUCAUGCCCUCAUGUCUCUGGAAUUGUUGCUCUUCUCAAGUCAAUUCAUCCACAAUGGAGUCAUGCAGCCAUCAGAUCUGCCAUCAUGACAACUGCAUAUGUCCGAGAUACAUCUUUUGACUUGAUUAAAGCUGGAGGAUCUGGAAAACCAGCAGACCCAUUUGAUUUUGGUGCAGGGCAUGUAAAUCCCAGACAAGCUAUGAAUCCUGGACUGGUAUAUGAUGCAGGUCCAACAGAUUAUAUAAUGUUUCUCUGUAGUCUUGGCUACACCCAAAAACAGAUCAGAACCAUUGUUUCUUCAUCUAAAUUAAAUACCACCUGUCCUGAAAAAAGUUCUGCCAGUGGUCUAAACAAUCCUUCUAUUACUGUGUCGAAUCUGGAAUCCACUCCCACAAUCAAGAGGACAGUAACCAACGUUAGCCCAGAUGAUAAUUGUGUAUAUAUAGCAAUAGUCUCAUGCCCACCUGGUGUGGAAGUGAUUGUGAAGCCUAAUAUUCUGGUUUUCACGCCUUAUGUAAGAAGUGCCUCUUUUUCAGUAACCCUAAAACCUGUGAAGCACUCUGAUGGGGUCUAUAAUUUUGGAACACUCAUCUGGGCUAGUCCUGAUCAUCGUGUGCAAAGCCCCAUUAUUGUUCGCGUCAACAACUUAAAUGACAAGUUUAGGGAAGCUAAGUAAUCUACUCGAUAUGAGCAGCAAACUUCUUAUCUCGAAUCUAAAGACUAUGAUGGUGCCAGUCCAGUAUGAUUGAUUUUCUCCAUCCUCUUCAGACCACAAGGCGCUUUCAUACUUAUAAUCCUAGAGUAUUAGAGGGCAACAUCUACUCUAUAAAAAACAUCUUUCUCACCAUUAUUCUACCUAGCUUAUUAUUGGACAAAAUCUACUCUAUAAACUUUGGUCGCAUUAAGGGAAAAUCUUUUGAAGUUGUAAUUCUUUCACAGUUGUGGUUGUUUGGAUUCAUGAAAUACAAUUAGACGA